Encephalitozoon intestinalis ATCC 50506 is the source of this 564-nucleotide messenger RNA. Its product is annotated as Ercc1-like DNA excision repair protein. The coding region runs from base 1 to 564 and encodes 187 amino acids. Gene Ontology annotation, cellular component: ERCC4-ERCC1 complex; nucleus; nucleotide-excision repair factor 1 complex. NCBI's taxonomy places the organism in Eukaryota, Fungi, Microsporidia, Unikaryonidae. The record is from RefSeq and is a predicted model, not a curated record. The transcript has a single exon. Gene Ontology annotation, molecular function: damaged DNA binding; single-stranded DNA binding. Gene Ontology annotation, biological process: mitotic recombination; UV-damage excision repair; meiotic mismatch repair.
AUGAUAAAAGUUUCUCCAUUACAGAAAGGAAACAAUGUUCUGAACUAUCUUUCAAAUGCAUCCUGGCACUACGACAAUUCUAUAACGCCCGAUUACGAGAUAAACAGAUCUACCGCUUUACUGUUCCUAUCUCUUCGGUUUCAUAGCUGCAAACCCGAAUACAUCCAUAAGAGGAUCAAUAAGCUUAAGCCAUAUAAGGUGAAGGUAUUAUUAGUGCAUGUAGAUAUUCCCAACUAUAGCAAAACUAUUCAAGAGCUCUUCGAUACAACCUCACUAACCAUGGUAUUGGGGUUCAGCAUAGACGAAUGCUCUCGAUAUAUCCGGGGAUUUGAUGAAGCAGGAAAGAGGUCGAUUGAAGCAAUAAGAAGGGGAAGCCAUGAUGAAGAGGGAUUUCUGACAGCCUUUCCAAAAGUGAACAAGAGCAAUGCCCAGCAGAUACUUAAAUACAAUGGAACGCUUCUGAGAUUCUUCGGGAAGUCUUCUGAGGAGAUGGAAAAGAUUCCGGGCCUGGGAAAGACAAAAUCCGAAGAUAUCAUCAAAUACCUUAAUAUGCAAUUUGAGUAA